Molecule: messenger RNA, 5395 nt
Organism: Lutzomyia longipalpis
Lineage: Eukaryota; Metazoa; Arthropoda; Insecta; Diptera; Psychodidae
Gene: Not3
Product: CCR4-NOT transcription complex subunit 3
Exons: 9
Coding region: 155-2656 (833 amino acids)
Biological process (GO): nuclear-transcribed mRNA poly(A) tail shortening; regulation of DNA-templated transcription
Cellular component (GO): P-body; nucleus; CCR4-NOT core complex
Source: RefSeq, a predicted model, not a curated record
UGCUCCGUCAAUCCUUCAUUUUGUUUUUUCGUGAAAUUGCAGAAGAAAAUUUGAAGAAAGAAAAUCCCCCCGAAGCAGUAGCUGCAUUAUCAUUUCCACAUAAAUUGUAUGAGUAGAAUAUGUCUAAACACCUGGUCUUCAUGUGUACAUAGCUAUGGCUGCGACGAGAAAGUUGCAAGGAGAAAUAGACAGAUGCUUGAAAAAGGUGACUGAGGGGGUGGAAACAUUCGAGGAUAUUUGGCAGAAGGUACAUAAUGCCACAAACAGUAAUCAAAAGGAGAAAUAUGAAGCUGAUCUCAAGAAGGAAAUCAAGAAGCUGCAGCGAUUGCGCGAUCAGAUCAAAUCUUGGAUCGCAUCGGCUGAGAUUAAGGACAAAAAUGCCCUGCUGGACAACCGGCGGCUCAUAGAGACCCAAAUGGAGCGCUUCAAGGUGGUGGAGCGCGAGACAAAAACCAAGGCGUACUCAAAAGAAGGUCUUGGGGCCGCACAGAAAUUAGACCCCAUUCAGCGAGUAAAGGAGGAGACGAGCACAUGGCUAACAGCUUCAAUAUCCAACCUGCAAAUCCAGAUUGAUCAGUACGAGAGUGAAAUUGAAUCCUUGCUGGCAGGUAAAAAGAAGCGUCUCGACAAGGAUAAGCAGGAUCGAAUGGAUGAGCUGCGUGCAAAGUUGGAUCGUCACAAGUUCCACAUAACAAAACUCGAGACAAUUCUGCGGCUACUGGAUAACGAUGGUGUCGAAGUGGAGCAAAUACGAAAAAUAAAGGACGACGUUGAGUACUACAUUGAAUCAUCACAGGAGCCGGACUUUGAAGAGAACGAAUACCUCUACGACGAUAUUACAGGAUUGGAUGAGGUGGAACUGUCCGGUACAGGCAUUGCGUCGUCCGCAACGACGGACAGCAACAACAGCAAUGAUACUGGUGGGUCGCCAAGUAGCAUGACAUCUGGCACGAGUCCUACACAGUCGCCGGCGCUCAAUUGUAGUACCGCCACCACCCACAAUCACAGUGCAGAUUCCGCCACGGCAGAUUAUGCGUUGGCUAGCAGUGAAAAGAGAGGCAGCAAGGAUGCCACAAAGGUGACACCGGUUAAACCUACAGCUGUGCGGAUGAACAAGAUUGAUCUGAGCUCGUCGGCAGCGACAUCGGGAGCCGUAGCGACACUCCCGAUGCCCGGUAGCGGGGUAAGCACCAAUUCCACGGCAAACAGUACUACACUGACAAGCAGCAGUUCUGUCGGCGGUUCAACGGUGGCUGCCCAGCUGAAGGAGGGUAUUCAGCCUCCGUGUAAAAAUGUGUGUUCAACGCCAAGCAAAAAUAUCCCAUUGCUACCAUCGGCGUCAUCACUGGUCUCCUCUGUCACGUCAUUAUCCUCCCAGCCGCCAGUUGCAGUUCCAGCCACACCUUCAAUGGCUUUUGCUGUCGUUGCCAAACAUAAUACAUCACUAAUGGAGAAUGGUCCUGUUCACCAGAUGCCAUCAUAUUCCACGGCAACGUCUUCGGUGGGUCUUCUCUCGGCGCUCACAAGUAGCCAUCAGUCUCAACCGACUAAUAUUCCACAAAAUCAAAGCAUCUCAUCGACAGGUAGUGUCGCACCUCCGCAGAUCCCGAAUAGUAAUUUGAUUCAUACUAAUUUAACGGCCGCAUCUGCCUCAGAAGGCAUUUUCAUCAAUAGUACUGUGAGCAGCAGUAGCAACAGUACAAACUGCGUCUCACCCAGUCACUCGAUUACUGCUAGCAGAGCAUCUCCGGGACUGCUUUCGCCGCAGCAACAAAUGGUGAAUGGUCCAAGUAUGAAUCUGAAGAACGCACCCGUCUCAUCGAACUCUCUGGUAGCAUCGGUUGUAGCCGCAGAAGUGGCGUCUGAUUCAAUGUCAACACUGAAAACAAUGGCACAAGAAGCGAUCUCCCGGGCUGGUUUGUCUACCGUGGCCCAAUCAUCGGUGUCCGUGACGGGAAAUAUGUCGUCUGGUUCCAUAGCACCCACUAUGACAACAUCAGCCGUUGGCCAAUCGGCUGUUACAUCCACCAUUCUACCGCAGCAACAGCAACUGUACGUGGACUCGGUAACGGGGGUACCAGUCCUUGCGACAGCUACGAAUGGACCCAAUGUGAAUGUCGCCAAUGUUGUGACGAGUAGUAUUAAAAAUUCGGGAACUAAUGAGGCGCACAUACCGCCGCUGCUCGGUGUUGCUCCACUGGGACCGUCACCACUGCAGAAAGAGCAUCAGUUACAGUUCCAAAUGAUGGAGGCUGCUUUCUAUCAUUUGCCAACGCCGAGUGAUUGUGAGAGAUUAAGGACAUACCAGCAGCGACAGCCAGUGCAGACUCCACAACAUUAUCCGCAGAAUCAACUGCCUCAUUCUGACACUGUUGAAUUUUUCCAACGAUUAUCACCCGAGACGUUAUUCUUUGUCUUUUACUACAUGGAGGGGACAAAAGCUCAAUAUUUGGCAGCCAAGGCUCUGAAAAAGCAAAGCUGGCGUUUUCACACAAAGUACAUGAUGUGGUUUCAGCGUCACGAAGAGCCCAAAAUUAUUAAUGAAGAAUACGAACAGGGUACGUACAUCUAUUUCGAUUAUGAAAAGUGGGGGCAACGAAAGAAGGAGGGAUUCACAUUUGAAUACAAGUACUUAGAAGAUAGGGACCUGAAUUGAUAAUGUGGUUGGGAAGAGAUUCACGAUUUAAAUGCCACACCGUUGAUUCAGUUGGAGAAAUCUCCAAGAAAAAAACCUGCACACAACAACAACAACAAUUCAGGAUAUUGUGAGCGUGUCAAAGAUGCUGGACGUGAAAAGGUGAAAUUCCGACAUUAAUGGAACAUUAAAAAAAAGAGGUAAAUAUGUAUUGGUUAAAUUUUUCAAACAAUAAAACAAAACAGAUGUAAAAAAAAAAAAGCAACAACCUACUCCCUGUGUGAGAGAAGAGACAGAAUACUACAAAAAAAAUCAAUUGUUUAGUGAACAAACGAGAAUGUGUAAAGAGAGCGAGAGAAAAUAAUGAUAACACUUAAAUGCGACAAUUCAACAAUUUGAUCAGUGAUAGAAACAAAAACAUUUUUUAUACCGAUAUAUAAAAUAUAUUUAAAAAAUAUAAAUAGCGACAAAAUACAUCCCAAUUACUGUUGCAGCAAUGUCGACAAGGUACACAGUUUUUAUGAAGAAAUCUCUGAUAGGAAAAAAAACGAAACAAAUAAAAGAAACGUAAGGACAAUUAUUGCCGGUAAAAAAGCGUGUAGAUUGUUUCACAACAAUCUAAUUCAAUGAUAUAAAAAGCACAGAAAUAAACUACUAAAAACAUAAAAGUUCCCCGAAUUAGCACACAAUUUUAAUUACUCGCUGUAUUUGACUCAUUGUGUAGGUCUAAUGUUGUCGGUUGUCUGUAGUAUUGUUAAAAUCUCAACUUUUCGUUGAAUCGAAUUGCAAUCCGGAUCUUUCAUUUGGUCCAGUCUUGAGAAAAAAAAUAGUUUUCUUGGUUUGAGUAUAAAUUGUCGAAUAUUGAUUAUUAGUUUAUGUUUUAAACUCAUCCCAAAUGAUCAAAAUUUUCAAUUAAAUUCCCUUUAGGCUAUAUCUUCAGCUUCAUUUAUUGCUAAAGAAAAGCGUAGAGCCAAAGACAUUGAUUUUCAUUUACAAUUUUGGUGUAAAAAUCAGUUUUUGUGAAUUAAAAGCAAUCACAUACGGAUAUCAUUGUAAAUGCAUUUUAUUAAUCUAAUUUUUCGAAAUAUAAAGAAUUGUGUGCUUAGCUCGGGGGAUACUACCUAUAGAACAACAGAAAUUAAUCCAUUUACAUUGAACACUGUCAAAAAGUUGCGUUUUAUCUUUUCCAGUUUAUACACACAGACCUCGAUGUUCAAUGCAAACGAAAGAGGAAUUAAUUACAGUGAAAAAAAAAGAUGCAAAAAAAUUGAAAACCAAAAAUAAUAUUUUUUUGUUCAAAAUUGUCUAAAAGAAAAUGCUAUGAUAUUCAAAUUUUAAACAUAAAAAUAAUACAUUAUUGAGGAAAAAAAAACCUUUUGAAAACUCAGUGCAUAAUGAAUGGUAAAUGAAAAUGUUAAAAAAAGAAUGUAUUUAUUAAUAAAAGAAAAAAUUCAAACAGAGAAAAUGUGUUCUGUGAAGAAAAGAAAAACAAGGAGACGAGACCGAAAAAAAAACAGAUGAUGGAGACCUUAAAAAAAUAAAUAAUGUAAUUAAAGUGCAUUUAAAUGAAACAGUUGAUAAGGAGUUAAUUUGUAAAAUGAUAAAUGAAUCUGAAAAUUUUAGAAUUUGAUUCCGUCUCUUGUUAAACUCAUUUAUUGCAUGCAAAGUAAAAAAAAAAGAGAGAAAAUACUUAGAAAUAUCUCACAAAAUCGCGCUUUUUUCAAUUUAUAAAACUCACAUUACCCCCUCCUGGAUUUGUCUCAAAAAAGCAGUAGCAGUAAAAGAAAAAAACAUGCAAGUUUAUCUAAAAAAAACUAAAUGAUUGAUGGAGAUCCUUUUCCAUGGAUCUUUCCAGGCAGUAAAAAUAAACAUAAGAAGAAAAAAAUGAGAUGAUUUGUUUGAAAAAUCCCCCUCAAGUCCCAGCGUCCUUUUUGUCAUCGAAAUAGUGUGUAAAGUAAGGGAGUUAUAAUACAAAAAACAUACAAUAUGUGUAUACCGUGUUUUUAUGUGUCCCCUCAUAUUAUUUACAACCUAUUUUAGGUGUCGAAAAAAAAAUAAAAAUUUUGUAAUUGUAUAUUCAAAGCAUUCAAAGUAACUUUGCAUUAAUGCUCCACCAAUUGCAGCUGAAUGAAGAAUUGGAAGUCUCUCUGAUUGGUUGAUAAAUUCAUUAAGAGUGUUGCUUCGAUGCAAAGUUAGUUUGAAUAGAUAUUUUAUAACAAUUCUCAAUUUAAAUUGUCUAUAGUGGAAUAAACAUAAAAAUGCGGUAUACUUUAAAAUUUUCAUUAUCUUAACACAUUCAACGACAGGAACGAUAUUAUCUCGUUCGCCAGAGUGUAGGAAACUCCUGAUUGGGGCUAAAAGGAAAAAAAGAAGAAAUCCUUAAUCGCAUGCUUCAAUAAAGUGUCGAGGAUUUAUGUUUAUGUUGGCCUCUCAUUUAAAUUUACAUAAAAAACAUUGUCCUGGCAGUGAAUGUGUUAAUAGAAAUUGGUAGUAAUUUCAAGUAGCUCACAGGAGGAGCCAGGAAAAUUGCGCCCCUCUGACGAUUACAUACUUUUCUGUAGUAUGAAUUUGACACACAAUAUGAGGAAAAAAAUGAAGUAGGUAAUUAAUUGGAAUUACCUUAAGAUUUAACAAGAUAUAUAAAUUGAUAAGGAUGCAAGUUAAGAUGGAGAAAAGCAAAAUGAGCGCAUUUUUAUAAUGCAAAAAUACAACACUAAUGUAAAGAAAAAAAGUAAUUAAAUAAUUAAUUUACUUUCCAGA